AUGGCAACAGCUCACCUCGGCUUCAGCUAUGCUUCAUCGAAGAAUAUUCCUGAAUUAUUUACAUCGAUGUUUCCUGACAGUAAAAUAGCUGCCGAUUAUGCAAUGAAAGAUCGAAAACUUUCGUAUAUGAUAUCACAUGGAACUGGUCAUUAUUUUGUACGUGAACUUGUUAAAGAUGUUAAUAAAGCUCCAUCCUACUCGUUACUUUUCGACGAAACUACUAUUGUUGGAGUACGAAAAAAAUUGAACUUACAUAUUCGAUAUUGGAGUGAAUCCAAGCAAUGUGUUGUUACACGUUAUUGGAAAAGUAUUAUGCUUGGACAUGCAACAGCAGACAUCAUUAGUCGUCAUAUACUCGAUUCAUUAAAAUGUCCUUCUGUUCUUAUAGGUCGUGAUAAUCCGAAUGUUAACAAAGCAGUUGAAACUAUGAUUGACAAAGAACUACGAUCUGAACGAGAGAAAAAAACUGGACAUGCACCAGCUAACGGAUUGGUUUCCAUCGGAUCUUGUCCACUUCAUGUCAUUCACAAUGCGUUCAAACACGGUUUUACACAAAAUGAGUGGCAAGUCGAAGAUAUUCUUUAUGAAUUUUGGUUUUUCUUUUCUAGAUCAUCGGCCCGUCGUGAAGAUUAUUUAAGUGUAGUUGAAUCUAUUGGUGAUGGUGUUGGUCGAUUUAUGAAACGAUUUGUUAUUACACGGUGGAUAGAAGUCGGUCCAGUUAUCGAACGAGUUAUUGACCAAUGGCCCAUUCUUAAAGAAUAUUUUCUUGUUUAUUUACCAAAAAUUAAUAAAAAUAUUAUUAAUAAUGAUAGAUGGAAAAGAAUUAAGAAUCAGCUCGACCAACAGCAAACACUUGUUCAUUUUCAAUUUGUUCUUUAUGUGUAUCGACAUAUAUUCUCGAAACCUUUAACAUGGCUUCAGCAAAGUGAACCAUUAGUCCAUAUGUUAUUCGAAGAAUGCAGUGAUUUAUUUCGUAAUGUAUUGAUUAGUUUCAUUAAAGAUGAUUUAAUAAUGAAUAAAACCGUAAAACAAUUAUUUUCGAUUACACUCGAUUCUCAAGCCAAUCAAAAACCAGAUUCCAAACUCGAAAUUGGUGAAACUAC
This is a messenger RNA of Rotaria sordida, 1103 nucleotides long. NCBI's taxonomy places the organism in Eukaryota, Metazoa, Rotifera, Eurotatoria, Philodinida, Philodinidae. The record is from the annotation of a GenBank genome assembly.